AUGUCCGCCUCGGAGGAGGCACCUCUCCUUCAUGAGGACAGCACAGAAAACGCGCGUGGAGACUACGAUGCGGUACGAAAGCACAAUGAGGUCUACGAGCGCUUUUCUCCAGCCAGCAAACGGCUGUUCGUCGGUGUGACCGCGUUCACGGCACUGAUGGCCUUAGUCGUCUCUGGGACGUUCAUUCCCUCGAUACCACAGAUUGCCCGCGACAUGAGCACCACGCCUGACGUUGUAAGCAACGCGGUCAGCGUCUCAAUGUUCACCGUCGCCCUCGGCUCCAUGACAUUCUCAUCCUACUCGACGUGGUACGGCCGUCGCCCCGUAUACCUCAUUGGCCUCCCGCUCGUCGUUUUGGGGUCUUUCGGCGUAGCGCGCUCUCGCUUCGUGCUGGAACUCUUCGGCUGGCGAGUCCUGCAGGCCCUCGGCGCCUCGCCUGGCUUCUCCGUAGGCUCGGGCGUCAUUGGUGACAUAUAUAAGCUCGAGGAGCGCGGGUUUGCGAUGGGCGUCUUUACUGGGGCUGCUCUGAUCGGCCCAGCAUUCGCGCCAGUCGCAGGAGGAUGGGCAGCUCAUUACUCAUCUUGGCGUCGCAUGCAAGAGGCCAUUGGCGUUGCGGCCCUCGUCACAUUCGUCUUUGUCUCACUUCUACCUAGAGGAGACCAAGCAUCCAAACACCCAAGAGAUCGAGAAGGAAAGACAGCGAGCGUUGGAAGAAGGCCGCACGCCUCCUCGUUUCGUGUUUCUGAACCCGCUCGGACCUCUCAAGCUGCUUGCGAGACCGCCGAUGCUACUUUCGUCCUCAUGAUCCCCAUCGCCUACACCAUCGGCGAACGCUACCACCUCGGGGACAACGAGUUCUUCAUCGGCCUGUGCUUCAUCCCAGUCGGCAUCGGCAACUUCAUCGGCGCCCCCCUCGCGGGAAAGUACUCCGACUACAUGGUCGUCAAGUGGCGCGCGCGACGCAACGGGGCGUGGUACCCUGAGGACCGCCUGCGCGCCGCGACGCUCGGUCUCGGGUACCUCAUCCCUCUCACGCUCAUUGCAUUCGGUUUGACGACGCAUUUUGUCCCCGGACCCCUUGGGCUCACGCUCAACUUGGUAUGGUUCUUCCUGAAUGGGAUCGGAGUCGAUGCCACACUUGCGCCCAUCGGCUCGUACUGCGUCGAUAUUAUGCACGAGCAUAGCGCUGAGGCCGUGUCUGCGAAUCAGGGUUUCCGCGCCUUGAUGUCCGCGCUCACGAUCCCAGCGAUCUUCCCGCUCCUGAACACCAUCGGGGUCGUGCCCAUGUACACUCUGUUCGCCGGCAUCUCGUGGAUUGGCUAUGGCUUCGUAAUUUGGCUCAUCCGUGAUGGCGAGCGGCUGCGCUCUGUUGGAAGCUACAAGUAUUCCGAUGCCACGAGUGCAUGA
Schizophyllum commune H4-8 is the source of this 1407-nucleotide messenger RNA. RefSeq names its product MFS general substrate transporter. Gene Ontology annotation, molecular function: transmembrane transporter activity. The transcript is spliced from 13 exons. The record is from RefSeq and is a predicted model, not a curated record. NCBI's taxonomy places the organism in Eukaryota, Fungi, Basidiomycota, Agaricomycetes, Agaricales, Schizophyllaceae. Bases 1 to 1407 code for a protein of 468 amino acids. Gene Ontology annotation, biological process: transmembrane transport.